Sphenostylis stenocarpa is the source of this 312-nucleotide messenger RNA. The record is from the annotation of a GenBank genome assembly. NCBI's taxonomy places the organism in Eukaryota, Viridiplantae, Streptophyta, Magnoliopsida, Fabales, Fabaceae.
AUGCUCGACAAAAUAGAAGGGUUGGAGGUCAAUUCGACAAAGAGUCCUCUAUUUGUAAUGAAGAAGCUAGUGCAACAAAGGUCAAACAUGGGAGUUUCAACCAGAGAGAGGGAAGUUCUGCAAUUAAGAAAGCAGAUCUGUGAACCUUAUAUGGGGAAAGACCAUGUGGGAUGGCCAAGUUACUUUGAUUUGCAGAAUACAAGUGAAGAUGUGAGGAUUAAGUUGGCCAAGUUGAGUAUGAAGAAUCAAAUGGCAACAUUUAGAAGAGCUGUCAUUGCAAGGUUUGUUAGAACAAAGGUAAAAUCCGUGUGA